GGGAGUUGGCCGCGAGCGGAGGCGCCGUGCCUUCCUGGGUGGGCGCCUGCCCUGACCCUGAGUGGCGCGUGCCCCGUGCCUGCAGAGGGUCCCCGCCGCCGUGGCCGCACAGCCCGAGCAGGCGGCUCCCGUCCGGAAACCUCCUUAGCGGAGCCCCAUGAUGUCAGCUGGCCCGAAGCUGCGGCCGUGUGGCGACGGGGAUGGGGCCGAGGACGCCGCGCGAUCGCCUGCACGCCCCUCGCCCUCCCACGGCGCUGCCGGGUCCGGCGUGGGCUCCGGCUCGCUCGCCCUGUCGCCUGGCAGCCCCACCACCGCAGCGGCCCCUGCGCCCUGGCCCGCGCCUCCCCCCGCGGCCCAGCCGCCCCCAAGCCUGUGGCUGGUGCUCGGGCCCGCCUGCAUGAGGGCGCAGCAAUGCCCGAGCGACUCGAGCGGGCCGACGAGCGGCGACCUCGGCACUAGCAGCAGCAGCGGCGGAAGCAGUAGCUCCGGGCUGUCUCCGGGCUCGGACUCGGACAGCAGCGGAGUAGUGUGCGGCGGCCGCGGCUGCAGCGGGGGCAUGCGCGGUGCCCUGUCCCGCUCCUGGAGCCUGGAGAGCCUGCGCUCGGCCACCGCCGCUAUCCCUGAUGGAGUUCUGGACACAGCCCUCCGUGCUGAUGAGGUGGAGAGUGAGGAAGACCUGUUUGAGGACAUGCACAGCUCCAGCCACCACUAUAGCCACCCUGGAGGGGGUGGUGAGCAGCUGGCCAUCAACGAGCUCAUCAGUGAUGGCAGUGUGGUCUAUGCUGAGGCACUCUGGGACCAUGUCACCAUGGAUGACCAGGAACUGGGCUUCAAAGCUGGGGAUGUCAUCGAAGUAAUGGAUGCCACCAACAGAGAGUGGUGGUGGGGUCGUGUUGCCGACGGCGAGGGCUGGUUUCCAGCCACCUUUGUGCGGCUGCGGGUGAACCAGGACGAGCCCGCCGACGAGGAGGCUUUGCGGGCCGGAGACGGAGAGGCCGAGGAUGGAGGGGCCGAGGCGCAGAGCAGCAAGGACCAGAUGCGGACCAACGUCAUCAACGAGAUCCUCAGCACCGAGCGGGACUACAUCAAGCACCUGCGCGACAUCUGCGAGGGCUACAUCAGGCAAUGUCGCAAGCGCGCCGACAUGUUCAGCGAAGAGCAGCUGCGCACCAUUUUCGGGAACAUUGAGGACAUCUACCGGUGCCAGAAGGCGUUUGUGAAGGCGCUGGAGCAGAGGUUCAACAGGGAGCGCCCCCACCUGAGCGAACUGGGCGCCUGCUUCCUGGAGCACCAAGCAGACUUCCAGAUCUACUCAGAGUACUGCAACAACCACCCCAAUGCCUGUGUGGAGCUGUCCCGGCUUACCAAGCUCAGCAAGUACGUGUACUUCUUUGAGGCCUGCCGGCUGCUGCAGAAGAUGAUAGACAUCUCACUAGACGGCUUCCUGCUGACACCAGUGCAGAAGAUCUGCAAGUACCCUCUGCAGCUGGCUGAGCUACUCAAAUACACACCUCCCCAGCACAGGGAUUUCAAGGACGUGGAAGCAGCCUUACAUGCCAUGAGGAAUGUGGCCCAGCUCAUCAACGAACGGAAACGAAGGCUUGAAAACAUUGACAAGAUUGCUCAGUGGCAGAGCUCCAUAGAGGACUGGGAGGGGGAAGAUAUCCUGGUCAGGAGCUCAGAACUCAUCUACUCGGGGGAACUGACUCGUGUUACCCAGCCACAAGCUAAGAGCCAGCAGAGGAUGUUUUUUCUCUUUGACCACCAGCUCAUCUAUUGCAAGAAGGACCUUCUCCGCCGGGAUGUGCUGUACUAUAAGGGCCGAGUGGAUAUGGAUGGACAGGAGGUGGUGGAUCUGGAGGAUGGAAAAGACAGAGACCUCCACGUGAGUGUCAAGAAUGCUUUCCGGCUGCUCUGCGGCACCACAGGAGAGAGCCACCUGCUGUGUGCCAGGAAGUCUGAGCAGAAACAGCGCUGGCUCAAGGCCUUCGCCAAGGAGAGGGAACAGGUGCGGCUGGACCAGGAGACAGGCUUCUCCAUCACCGAGCUGCAGAGAAAGCAAGCCAUGCUGAAUGCCAGCAAGCAGCAGGCCACUGGGAAGCCCAAAGGCACUUAUGAUCCCUGCUUCUGCUCAGCUCUCAGCCGGCCUUACUACCUGGCACGCCAGAAGCACCCAGUACUGCCCACCAGCCUGCCUCAGCAACAGGUCUUGGUAUUGGCAGAACCCAAGCGGAAGCCGUCCACCUUCUGGCACAGCAUUAGCCGACUGGCACCCUUCCGCAAGUGAGACAGCUCCCCAUCCGACAGCAUUGUCUGGACCUGCCUCACCACUGGGCCUCCAGCUUUUUCUCCCUGAGGCCCACCGUAUGUGGCCUACUCUGCAGGUCACACCCAAUGGAAGUUACAGGCUGAGUGAGGGACUGCUCGGCACCCCAUUCAUGGAUUCUUCCCCACUACUGGUGCACUGAGGACACCAGCUGGAGGGGCAGGGGCCCAUAGCAGUCAGCCUCCUGCCAUCCUCUGGACCUCUACGGGGCCUCCUGGGAGCCACAGCUCAGAGCCACCAGCCAGGCCAAUGUGGUGAGAGGACUGGCCGCUCUGAACCCUCUUCUCUGGACAUCUGAUCAUCCCUCCUCCCGUUUCCGCUGGGCAGGAGACCAUCUGCCUUUUUAGCCCCUGCAAAGUUGGGCUGCCCCUCUGCCCUCCAACUGUCUCUGAGGCCCCCAGUCCCCAGCUGGUGGUGCCAAGCAACUUGCAUCCCUGGAGGGUGGUAGUCAGAAUUCUGUGCACAAAAAUGUCUGACCCAGAGCCCACUCAUUUUCGCCUUCUAGUCCCUCUAGACACUCCUGGCUGCUGGACAACCUUCCUCACUUGUGAUGUGUUUACAGUGGAAAGAAAACAAAACCAUAGUCACUACAUACUUCUGUCAGGGUUUGUGAUCAGUCCAUGUGUAGCUGUGGGUUGACUCCAGAACCUGAUCCUUUUUUUUUUUUUCGUUUGGAUUGUGCUGUUUUUCUAGCAAUGGGGAAAAAGAACUGUUACUAGUGACCUAGUGACACAGAAAGAUUGCCUUACCCUAAGUGAGCGUGAGAAGCCAUACGGACUGAAUUCUGUGGCCCAGCAUCCAGGACUGACCCACCAACCCAGAGGUUGAUGGGCAAGCGAGCUAGAGGGAAGGAAGCCCAAGUCCCGCUGAGAAAGGUCACCCAUGAGUACAGCCACGACCUGCCUUGUGGGUGUGGAACACUGAGCUUUCCCUCUGGCCCACAGGAAUUCAGCAGCAUGUACAGUCAGUCACUGUUGCACUAUACCUUCUCGAAGCCACAAACUACAUUUAAUUUCAUAAAGAAAUUUAUGAAAAAUAACCUGGCUGCCAGCCCUUGUUUUUCCAUUUUGUCUGUGUAUUUUCUUCUUUGCAUGCCCCAUCCUUCCUGUAUCUCUUAUACCUGUCUCUGCCCUGGACCUUUCCUUCAACAGAAAGGAUGAGACCAGCAUCACCCACUGUGGUGGGAGCUCACUUAUAUGCAGACCAUGCCCUCAGAGUUUUGAUGGAUAGAAGCAAAGGUGACAGGGAACUUCAGAGGCUCAGAAGGAGCUGGGAGUACAGUGUGUGGCCUGGGAGCUGUCCUGGUGUGGGAUACAGCUGGCUCAGCUCCUCCAACCUAUUUGGGCCUGGAAGCCUCCCUGUCUGCUCCAGAGUCAAUUUUUAGCUAAAGUUGGCAAAUGUCAAUUUGGGGAACAGAAAGUCUGUAAUCUUCCUUAGGUCUUAGCAUCCUCCUCAGUGAAAUGGAGCUAAGAAUGUGUCCUCCAAGGAGGACCCAGGCCACAGGACCAGGAGAAGAGGAACAGGGCCAGCUUUCCUCCCCUCUCCCUGGGGCAACAGUCCCCACAACCUGCUGCCUCCACACACCCUUACACACUGUGAUGUCGGUGCCAUACAAGGUCACCAGGGCUGAGUACCACAAAGCCUCUGCACCCAAAACCUGGAUUUCCUAACUUGAAACUCCUAACUUGGCCUCCCAGCCAUGCCAUACCACCUCAAGAUAAAACCUGCAGGGAAAAAAAAUUAAAAUCACAAUAUGCAACACAAGUCAAUCUUUAUUGAAAACUGCAGUAUUAAUACAUAACAAUUCUUGUUACAAUAAACGUGCUUUUAAGAAUUUUAAAUCUGAGCUCAUCUACUCAUCAGAUUGCAUAAAAAAUUAAAAUAGUAUGAAUUUACACAUAAUGGAACUGGCUCAGGAUGGAUGUUCCAUUCCUUUGUAUUGACUGACACCAUAAGUUCAAUGCAGAGGUGAGGGAUGCCUUUAACACUGGAAGACAAUGCUGACUUAAGCUUAAAAAAAGUACCAAGGGAAUGGUCUAAAAAAACAGUAUUUAAAAAUCAUUAAAAAGGAAGAAAAAAAAAAAAAA
This is a messenger RNA of Mustela lutreola (European mink), 4413 nucleotides long. It is a transcript of the gene ARHGEF4, whose product is annotated as Rho guanine nucleotide exchange factor 4. NCBI's taxonomy places the organism in Eukaryota, Metazoa, Chordata, Mammalia, Carnivora, Mustelidae. Gene Ontology annotation, molecular function: guanyl-nucleotide exchange factor activity; protein binding. The transcript is spliced from 11 exons. The record is from RefSeq and is a predicted model, not a curated record. The coding region runs from base 158 to 2287 and encodes 709 amino acids. Gene Ontology annotation, biological process: intracellular signal transduction.